AGCAAUAGAAAACCGAUCGAUCUCGAUUUCCAGAAUCAACUUGCUACAAAGAUGAACACCCUCGUCACCGUUACUUGUCUGCUAGCCGCUCUGACCGUUGUACGUGGCAUAGAUCAAGACACCGUAGUCGCAAAGUACAUGGAGUAUUUGAUGCCCGAUAUAAUGCCAUGCGCCGACGAACUUCACAUUUCGGAAGAUAUCGCGACGAAUAUACAAGCGGCGAAAAAUGGAGCCGAUAUGAGUCAACUCGGUUGCUUGAAAGCCUGCGUGAUGAAACGAAUAGAAAUGUUGAAAGGCACGGAACUUUAUGUAGAACCAGUGUACAAGAUGAUUGAAGUCGUUCAUGCCGGCAACGCGGAUGAUAUACAAUUAGUAAAAGGGAUCGCGAAUGAGUGCAUCGAGAAUGCCAAAGGGGAGACGGACGAGUGCAAUAUCGGUAACAAAUAUACCGACUGCUACAUCGAGAAACUGUUCUCGUAAAAAGUCACGUAUCGAAGAUUCCGAGUUUAACGCACACGUAUUGUGUCACACACACGCACACGUUUAAUAAAACGAUGUAAAUGA
This is a messenger RNA of Apis mellifera (honey bee), 564 nucleotides long. RefSeq names its product odorant binding protein 2 (gene Obp2). Gene Ontology annotation, molecular function: odorant binding. NCBI's taxonomy places the organism in Eukaryota, Metazoa, Arthropoda, Insecta, Hymenoptera, Apidae. The record is from RefSeq and is marked provisional.